AUGGAUGGCAGCCUCAGUGAGCCGCGAGCUGUGCAUCAGUGUAAUAUCUGUAACAAAAUUUUUGUAUCAUUUAAAGGCUUACAACAACAUGCGGUCAUUCACACUGAUCAGAAGCCGUAUCAAUGUGAUAUCUGUGGGAAAUCUUUUAGAUUCAAAUCAAAUCUUUUUGAACAUCGAUCGGUACAUACGGGAUUUACUCCACAUUCUUGCCCAUAUUGCGGGAAAACUUGCAGAUUGAAGGGUAAUCUGAAGAAACAUUUGAAAACUCACGUCACAUCAAAGGAUGAGCUGGAACGUGCAUGGAGGCCGUUCGCAUGUUGCAAGAAAUACAAUGAUUCGAAUCCGGGUAUUCAGAUGAUGAGGUUGGAAACUGUUCUCAAGAAUAGCGAGUUUUCCUUAGAAGAGAUUUUCGAGCAAGCACGCACGAUUGCUUUUGAGAAGUUUGACUGUCCCAUGUGUAGAUCGCAGUUCUUCUCAAGAGCGGAAUGCUACGAUCAUUUAGAAAUCGAACAUCCCAUGGCGCGAAUAGAAAGGCCGUUGUUCUGCGAGAUCUGCCUAAAAGUUUUUGCUGAUCGAAAAUCUCUGGAACAACACGAAAGCUAUCACAAACGAGUUCAUCUCAUGAUAGACAACAACGAAAUUGAGUUCACUGAUCCGGAAAUUUUGCUGCCCGAAUCAUGUGAGUUCGAUGAAGAAGACCUACAAGGCGUCCCAGUGAUACAUUAG
This is a messenger RNA of Haemonchus placei, 726 nucleotides long. The record is from the annotation of a GenBank genome assembly. Lineage: Eukaryota; Metazoa; Nematoda; Chromadorea; Rhabditida; Trichostrongylidae.